AUGAACAUAAUACCUCACAUACUUGUCUCGAGUCCCCAUCGAUAUAAAAGCAUUGACCAUUGUUUGUGGUUACAGGUGGGAGCCCUACGAGUAGCCACCGCAACCGGACUUCGUCCCCCCCUGCUAAUUAUUGUAGCGCCCCGUAUAUCUAAAUCGCACAUUGACAUUGGAGCGCAUAGCAAGACAAAAGAAAUGGUCCUUGCGGCUGACAAUAUUCGUGAGACACUUGAGGUAUCCUUCGAUGAUAGAGAUCAGAAUGAUGAAGUGAGGCCUAUGCUCUCAUCAAGACUCGUAUCGCUAAGCCGUUUCUUGUCUUCGGGAACCGCUUGGACACGAAGAAUUCUCUACGCUUUAGCACAAUUUUCGCACUCUAUUCACGUUCUCUAUGGUUGA
Molecule: messenger RNA, 393 nt
Organism: Plasmopara halstedii
Lineage: Eukaryota; Oomycota; Peronosporomycetes; Peronosporales; Peronosporaceae
Exons: 1
Coding region: 1-393 (130 amino acids)
Source: RefSeq, a predicted model, not a curated record